This is a messenger RNA of Caenorhabditis sp. 36 PRJEB53466, 4939 nucleotides long. The record is from the annotation of a GenBank genome assembly. NCBI's taxonomy places the organism in Eukaryota, Metazoa, Nematoda, Chromadorea, Rhabditida, Rhabditidae.
AUGAACUUCAUCUUGUUUCUACUUGUCACUGCCACGUCGUCGUGGCACUUGGCGCUGGGCUUUGAUUGUCCUUCCAAGUGCACUUGUGACCAGAAGGGACUGACGGUCGACUGCUCCAGUGCAGGUUUGAACUCUGAUGUCUAGAUCUCACUGAAAAUGAACAGUUUUCUCUAGGUUUGACUGGAAUUCCGAAAGGAAUACCGCAAAAUGUUCGGAGUCUGGUGCUCCGAAACAACCGAAUAAACGUUCUGAAAAGAUCGGAAUUGGAAGGGUUCAAGCAGCUCGAGAGUCUCGUUCUGAUCCAUAACAAGAUCCGUGUGGUCGAAGAGAACAUCCUGGACCAUCUUCCCGAGCUGAAACGUCUUUCCAUCGCCCACAAUCUGCUCGUCUACGUUCCGCCGCUCUCUUCCGUCCCUCAUUCGUUGGCUUCUCUGAAUUUGAAACGGAAUAAGAUUGAAUUCAUUGACCAGCAGGUUCCUAAUUCAUCAUUUCGUGUCAUUCUCUGCUGCUUACAGACUCUUCAAUACUUCCCAGAUCUCGUUCAAAUCGAUCUCUCUCACAACAGAAUUCAAUCGUUGCACACCAAACUCUUUGAGAAUCUUCCCUUCCUCACACACGCACAUCUUCAGGAAAACCCUUGGAAUUGUGAUUGCAGGUAGAACAAUAAGAGCUGCAGCAGCUUUUCCAAAUUUGUUUCAUUUUUUCCAGAGCUGCAAAAAUACAAGUAUUGCUCCGCAAAGUGCGAUGGGAGAGGAAGGCGUACUGUACGAAUCCAACCGAGUUACGUCAUCAGCCUGUAGAUGAGGUUGGCUAGAUUCAGAGACGAAAGAACGAAAUACAUCUCAGAUCGACGAAGAGACAUUUGGAAAAUGUGCUAAGCCGGAGGAAGAGUUGUGGACCGGAUCGGAAGUGAAAUUACUUUGCGCGAACAAUUCAACCAGACCAGUUGUUUGGCUUCACAAGUACUUUAUGCAUCCACUAAAAUGAAUUGCCAACCUUUUUUUUAGGAACGUGGAGGUGGAUUCAUCUUCGUUGAACGGAUACUAUUUUCAUGGAAAAGCGAUCAUAGUGCCUCUCAAGACGGCAAUUGAUGAGAUGACGUGCACUCAUGACUACGACCACGUACCUCACCACAGGUACCACUCCUUCAGAAUGUCUCUUCUCAAGCAAACUGCCCUUCAGACGUCUUCGUCAAACUCACAGUCAUGGCAACGGAUCUCCGCAGUUUACGUACAAACCAAGAGACAACUCGUACAGAGAGGGUUCGGAAGUGAAAGUGAACUGCGAAGUGAUGGGACAUCCAAAGCCCACCAUCCACUGGUAUCACAACGGAGUCAAGUUUGCGUCGACCAGGAAGAGACAGCUCGGAUUGUCGAACAAUGUGCUUCGCAUUUAUCCGUUCUUGGAAGAAGACUCUGGAAGGUGAGAGUUAUGAUAUGUAUGAGUAUACUUACAAGUUGACACAGAUAUACUUGCGAAGCCGUCAACAGCAUCGGAAAGGCCAGUCACACGUUCAAUCUGGAGUUGAUCAGCAGGUCCGGUCAUUCUCUUCUCCUCAACUGUCUCUUCAAUCUUUCAGUGUCCCUCCCAACAUUUACGAAGGUCCGCAGUCGGUGAGCUCUACCCUUGGGGGCCAAGUGGUUUUCGUGUGCAAAGCCCGUGGAACACCCCAACCGGACUACACUUGGUCAUUCGACGGAAGCACAAUCGGCCAUAUCAAAGGACGUUUUAUGGUGUCUGAUGACGGAACCGAGCUGCGAAUUUCGAACAUUGAGAAGAAAGACGAGGGAUAUUACUCGUGCAUGGCCGGAAAUGCGGUUGGAGCCAUGAGCGCAGAUGCGAAGUUGACAGUAAUCGGAGGAGAAACAAAGAAGGGUUCGACGCCGCAGAUUGAUGAGGAACUGCUGAGAGCGAUUGCUCAGAAGGCACGGGAGAAUGUGGAGAACGCGGUGGAGAAGACGAGGAAGCAGUUGACACAGGACAGAGUGACCAACACGAACGACCUGAAGAGACUCUUCCGAUUUUCGACCCCCAAACAAGCUGUCGAGCUGUCGAAGGCAAGAGAAAUCUACGAGGAAUCGGUCCGUCUUGUUAGGGAGCACGUCGAAAAAGGACUGAUUCUGAAUGUGGAUGAGCUGCACCCGAACAACGUUACUUACGAAUCAGUGCUCCAUGUGACUCAUGUUCAAGCCUUGAUGGGUCUCAGUGGAUGUCACACGGGGCAGUUCAAGAACCCGUGCACGGAUAUCUGCUUCCACAACAGGUACCGCUCGUUCGAUGGACAGUGCAACAAUCGGAACAAACCGAUGACCGGAGUGUCCGUGAUGCCGCUCCGAAGGCUUUUGACGCCGGUCUACGAGAACGGAUUCAACACUCCAGUGGGCUGGGAAAAAGGAAAACUAUACAAUGGAUUCCCGAUGCCGAACGUGAGAGAAGUUUCCCGACAAUUGGUGGCGACGGAGACAAUCACUCCGCACUCUCGUCUCUCUUCGAUGGUCAUGCAAUGGGGUCAGUUUGUGGACCACGACCUGACCCACACGGUCACCGCUCUCUCUCGGCACAGCUAUGCGACUGGCGCCUUCUGCAACAGAACUUGCGACAACUUGGACCCGUGCUUCAAUAUUCCGUUGUCUCCGAAUGAUCCGAGAGUCAGAAGUGGCAGGUAAUUUGUAGUUGAAGUAACCAACCUAUGAUCUCACUCAAAAAUGUUCCAGUGCAAAGUACCCGUGCAUUGAAUUCGAGAGAAGUGCGGCCGUCUGCGGUUCCGGAGAGACUUCCCUCGUGUUCAACAGAGUCACUUACAGAGAGCAGAUGAACGCGGUCUGUACUUUAUUCCCGCUAGACUUCUCAACCAUUCAUUAUUUUAUUUCCAGCUUACUUCUUUCCUCGACGCCUCCAACGUGUACGGUAGCACGGAAGUGCAGGCGCAGGAGCUGAGGGACACUUAUAACAACAAGGGAACACUCCGAUUUGAUAUCACUUCAGGCGCCGGCAAGGAAUACUUGCCAUUCGAGAAGGAUUCCAAUAUGGACUGCCGCCGAAAUUUCAGCGAGGAGAAUCCGAUUCGUUGCUUUUUGGCGGGCGAUUUGAGAGCUAAUGAGCAGUUGGCUCUCGCCGCGAUGCACACGAUUUUGUAAGAGAGCACAACAGGAUUGCGAAGAAGUUGCAUGCGAUGAAUGGAAAUUGGGAUGGGGAAGUCAUUUACCAUGAGACGAGGAAGAUAAUCGGAGCAUUCAUGCAACACAUCACCUUCAAGCACUGGCUUCCGGUGAUCUUCGGAGGGCAAGCACAGAUGGACAGAUUUGUGGGAAAGUACCAGGGAUACGAUCCGGCCGUGGAUGCUUCCGUCUCCAAUGCAUUCGCUACUGCCGCAUUCCGGUCCCUUCACACUCUCUGUCUUUAUUCUCAUAUAGUCCUUUCAGAUUCGGGCACACCAUCAUCAAUCCGACUCUUUUCCGUCUCGGCAACGACUUCAUGCCCAUCAAAGAGGGUCACAUUCCCCUUCACAAAGCCUUCUUCACUCCCGAACUCGUGCUCACCCAGGGAGGCGUGGAUCCUCUGCUCCGCGGGCUCUUCGCCAGUCCGCUCAAACAUCCGAUGCCCACGCAAUUACUCAAUAUGGAAUUGAUCGAAAAGCUGUUCAUGAAGGGGCAUGAGGUGAGACAACCGGAUAUUGUUUUUUCAAAGCUCUUCAAACCGCAAUUUCAGGUCGCAUUGGAUUUGGCAGUUAUGAAUAUCCAAAGAUCGAGGGAUCACGGAUUACCGAGGUUAUCCACGGACGGAAAUUGGAUUUUUUGUUGAAAUGGAAUUGUUUUUUCAGCUAUACUGAAUAUCGCAAGUUCUGUAAUCUUUCGGUUCCGGUCCAAUGGGAUGACAUGAAAGACAUCAAAGACACUUCCAUCGUUCAGAAGCUUCGAGGACUUUAUGGAGUUCCACGUACGUUUUCUCUCUCAAAAAUCGCAAAGAAAAGAUUGCGCCGAGAGAAGUGGGCGGAGUCAAGGCGCACUAAAAAGAUAGCGGACAGCGGAACCCGCGAGGUGUCGGCUGCUUGCUUGCCCGCGCUGUUAUAAGCGAUCGCGAGAGACACCGCCGAGGACACUUUGCGCGCGAUGAAGGUUUUACCAUCUUUCGGCUGAGGUUGCCGCUGAUGCCAAAUUUCUAUGCUGAGCGUACCUUUUUAUCAUCAUUUUGAGCACUUUAUCUGUCUUCAGAAAACAUCGAUCUGUGGGUAGGUGGUAUUGUCGAAGAGAAACUGGAAAAUGCGCUGUUCGGUCCCACGUUCGCUUGCAUUAUCGGCGAGCAGUUCAGGAAAAUGAGGGACGGAGACCGAUUUUGGUAUGCGAAAAAAAAACACGUGAGAAAAUCCUGAAAUUUUGAUGACAAUAGGUAUGAGAAAGACGGCGUUUUCAAGCCGGAACAGCUGAAGGAGAUCCGGAAGGUGACGUUGGCGAGGAUUUUGUGCGAUAACGGCGACGAAAUAGACAGAAUCCAGGUGAAAAAGGCGGGGAACAACUGAAAACAACACAAAUUUCAGAAAGACGUGUUCAUGUACCCGGGCAAAGAAAAAGAGAAUUACGGAGAGUGUGGAACGACGGAGAUGUUGGACCUGAAGGCGUGGAGAGACUGCUGUGACAACGUGUGUCCGACGAUGUUGGACAGGAUUCUCAGAAGGUACGCAGUGUGAAUUGCAAUUUUCCCUCAUUCUGAUGACGUUUCAGUCGUCACCGAGGCUCCCGUCUCCACGGCUGCAAUCAGAACGGAAUCUGGAGACCCGAAGGCGCCAAGUGGAUCCCUCAGAACGAGUACUGCACAGAGUGUGUCUGCCAGGUCAGUUUUCCCAUCUCAUUCACCAUUUCCCAAAAGUGUAUUCGGUUUGAAGGGAAGCCGUGUUUGGUGCUCCACAAAGGAAGACUGUUCCGACAAUCGAAGCCCGUUCUAG